CUGCUGCAGCGCCGAGUGCGAGUCCGCCGCUCUCCGCGCCGCACCGAAGCUCCUCGCGAGGGAGGAGCCUCUCGGCUCACGCUGUCUGACCCCGCGCUUCACCGGGACACGCUCUCGAUUGCAGCAGAGCUGCCCACUCAGCACCUCCUCAGGGCUGCCCCGGAGACGCCAUCGGCGCGUUGCGGCUUCACUCAGCACCUCAGGGCUACCCAGAAGACGCCGUCGCAGCGCUCCAGCCAUGCCGCGGUAUUACGGAGGCGACGGCAAGCGCCGCGUGCCCGUUUUUUGCGAACAAAGCGCGGACUACAAGUUGCGCAAGGGCCGAGCGAUCGGCUGGGCCAACUACAAUGUUAUUGAGGAGAAGCGGCGCGAGGCGCAGCGCCGGAAGAAGAUCGACCAAUUAUUGCAUAAGGCGAGGUGCGUCAAUAAUGCUGAAGAGGGCCAGAAGAUACUUAAUGAGUUGGAAAAGGCCCUUGAAGGCUCUCUGGCUCCCACGUCCAGUGAAGAGGACAUCUGGUCGACGUGCGAGAAGAGUCACGCCCGGUUUCCUAUGUUGGAGGACAUGCGCGCACUAAGGGCGGCGAUCGCGACCUUGCGCAAAGUUCUGAAGAAUGACGACUUUCAGGUGACCUACCAUGCGCAGUCCGAGUAUGCGACGACGAGACAGAGGAAGUAUGGUAGACAUGUCCAGAGCCGAGUGAUGUCUUCGCAGAAGGCGGCUCUGGCGGCCGAUCGAGCGUGGAAGCGGUCCGAGAAAAGUAGAGCUGUGUUGAUUGACGAGAACUUGAGAAACAGAGCUAGGGCCGCAUCCUCGCAUCGCCGUCGGACGAGGAAGGAGGAGUGGAGCGCAUUUGCGAGAGAAGCGUCGGAGACGAACGCUACUGCUGUCAGAGAAGAUCCGCUGCCCGACCAGCCCUGGUCCUACUCGCCCACAAGAUUAGUGUCGAAGGCCAAGGUCUUCUCGACGCCCGCGAACCAGGCGUCCUUCGACCACUUCAAGGACCGAUCGGACGCGGACGAGGGCUACGUCUGGACGGCCGGCGGCCGGUGCGGGUCCAAGAGUGGUGUCUUGCGACGGCUACGUCAAACGGGCACGGGCCCGCCCCCGAAGUGGCGGGCCGAGUCCCAGAAGGUUUCGUUGGGACUGGUUCGCGAGGACCCGGCCGAGCCCAAGGACCCCGACCUCGGGCUGCGCUGGUCGUCGGGACUGACUGCCGAAGAGCGGAAACACCACCGGAAGGCGGCGGACUGGUACUACGACUAAGUCUAUUUUUCUAGUGG
Molecule: messenger RNA, 1281 nt
Organism: Pelagomonas calceolata
Lineage: Eukaryota; Pelagophyceae; Pelagomonadales; Pelagomonadaceae
Source: the annotation of a GenBank genome assembly